GAGAAAUUUCGGAACGAAAUGAAAUUUAUUCAACAUAAGAUUUUGUGCCAAAAUAGAGAAUAAAUAUCUGAUUUUUUGUUGCGGGAAAUCCGUAAAAAUUUGCAUUUCUUUUCGAUUUAAUUAUGUACAUAUAGCACAAUCUCAAAACGAAACUACGUUAACCGAAAAGACACAUAAAAAUCCAAUUAAAAAUCAUCCAAAUGUGACUCAUCAUCAGUGCCUUAUAGAAGAAAAAUUACGAGUUAAAAAUUAAAGUGCCUCACGGAAAUCAGCCCCGUUUAUAUUUUCUUUUGGGUUAUUCAAUAAAGAAUGUCAUCACAUCCAACUGGCCUUCGUUUCUCUCCAUUUUCAACUGCAGCAAUAUCAAAUAACAAUAUGCAACAAUCACAGCAAGCGACAAAAAAGAAUAAGAUGCACAUACAAAAUCAAUUGCCUCAGCAGCAACAAGUACCACAGCAGCAAUUUAGUGUAAAUAGCUUAUCCAGUUCGGAAACUGACAUUUCUACAUCGAAUGAAAAUUUAUCGAUGGAACAGCGUUAUGUGUUGAGGCAUACACCACGUGUCGAACCGCAAGGUCAGGAAAACUUGCAAGACAUAGUUCCAAGUGCCAAAGAAAAUCAAGGUCGCUAUGCUCCCGAUCAGCGUUUUCCGUCAAACACAUCUACCGACUCAACACGAUAUGCGUCCAGCAAUCGCAGCAUAUCCGAAACUAGAAAUCCAAUGUACAAUCAAUCUUUAACGGGCACCAAUUCGAAUCGCAAUUCACUGAAAGAAACCAAUUCGAAUCGAUCAUCGAUGGACGUGUCAACAUGUUCCUACAAUACGUUAAUCAUUCACAAUGACGACAACAUUUACAUUGGCAACCGAGACUAUCCGGGUCAACCUGACGCAAUGAAGAAGGAUCGACCCCGAUCAUACGGUGAGCAGAUGCAAGAAAUUACCGAAAUUCCAGACGAUUUUUUGAACCAAAGUCAUGUGCUGAAGCAUUUGGCAAAGGAAAUUAAGACGCCCGUUAAUCGGCGCAGUACCACACGGGAUUCGGGCAUGUCCGACAAUUUAAAAGAUCCGCCACAGUAUGAACAAUGGACCAUCGAGGAGCAGAACGAACAGAACAACAAUAAAGUCAAAAGUAAAAGUCAGCCAGACCUUACAAAAUUAUCGGAUAUUGAUGUAGAAGCAAUGGAAUCGAUUCUGAAAGAGAAUCAACAAUUAAAACAGCAGCUUCAUUCGUGUUACAUGAAAGUGGCAAAAACACAAAAGUUGGAAGAAGAAGUAGCAAAUAUCUACCGUGUUCACGACGAACUGAAGCAAACGUGUGAACGGCGAGAAAAAUUGGAACAAGCAGCUCGACUGAGAUUAAAAAGUGAUUUGGAACGCGUUUCGGAACUGAAUCGUGUUAUGAAAGACCAAAUGGACAUACUUCAAACGCAAUUGUCGGCACCAUCGGAACAUCAAUUACUGAUCGCACAACUAUUUACGCAGAAUAAAGAGUUAGUUGCGGCAAAAGAUCGGCAGGAAAUUGAACUAGUAGCUCAAAGGGCAACGCUGCAGGAACAGCGUAACCACAUUGGCAUCCUAGACACCGCAUUGAGAAAUGCACAACACAACAUUCGUCGAUUGGAAGAUGAGAUGCGCAAGAAGCAAUUGUAUGUGGAACGGCUAACACAAUUGCACGGGGCAUUGCAGUCGAAACAAAAUGAACAAAAAAUUCGGUUAGACUACGAAACCGAAUUGAGCAAAGAUUCGAAUCGGAGCGGAAGUAGCACGAACAGUGACUCAAAAUGGCAGUUGCAAGACAAAAGUCAAAUGAUCAGACUUGACAGUGAACAAAGGCACUUGGAUGAACAGACGAUGAGGCAAAAUGUACCAAAAAUUACGUUAAAUAAAAAUAUUCAGGACGAUCGGAUUACUGAAGCACAACAUGAUAAACUGCGGUAUUUGGAGGAAGUACACUCAGCCCAGCGUAAGGUGAACGACCUACAAACACAUCUCAAGGUUCUCGACAGUAAGGUAGCCGAAAAGGAAGCGGAAAUUCGCAUUUUGCAGGAAAAGAAAAUCUGUGGGUCGUCGUUCGAUUCGUACAACAGUUUCGGCUUAAAUCCGUUGAGCUACAAUUCUCAAACAUCGUUUAACGCUUCCAACACCUCGUUCAACACAACGACAAACACAUCUCUACUGGACCAGACAUUCGGCGGAAAUUCAACGAAUUUCAGUCCGAAUCAAAGUCCCUACGUGGCCGGACCUGUUUACGGUCAACCAAAGUCGACAUACAAUCAAAGUUCAGUUAAUUUGCAAGCAAUUGCUAUGUCCGGAAACUAUUCUCCAAGCACCAACUACAUAAGUAACUACGAUGGGACACCGACGUAUUCACAAAAUUCACCAUCCAGUUAUGAAACGUCAUUCGACAAUUUGGCUCGAAAAUCGAUCGACGAUCAUAUGAAAAAGCAAUUAGAUGAGCAGCUGAUGUCAAAGAGAGGACUAUGCUGCUUCCCAAGUUUGAGUGCAAAAAAGCCGAAUCAACCGUUUUUGUCUGAUCAAGUUUCCGUUCUGUCAACGAAUAACAGCGAUGUUUUUCUUCAGAAGCUGGCACAUUAUGACCAACGUGAACGGGAACGUCAGGAACAUCAAGAGAAUCAAACUAAUCAAACAAAGUCCGAAGAUAUUGUGCUACUGGAGAAGCAAGGACGUUGUUCACAAAAGCUUCGUAACAAUGCCACUGGUAAUUUGGCGCAAGUAACGCAUACCGUAGGGCAAAAUAUGACGGAUAUCAGCAAUAUUGGAAAUCCGAUGGUUCCGAAGAUCGUCACAAACAUCACGCAAAAUCUAUCAAACAUAACUCAAAAUGGAAUUCUUCCACCGCGUCUGAAAGAACGAAGCGGUUCGUUGCCACCUAGCGCUUUACCGAGACCACCGCGAAGCUUAAAGCCUCCCCGAAAAAUUGAAUACGAUCGACUGAGCGAUACGGAUCUGAAGUGCCGAGCUCAAACGCCACCAAAAAGCAAUCCGAAUCAAUCAAAAUACGACUUGAAAUCAAAUACUAUGAAACGUAACGAAUUUGGUCGCCGUGAUUUCUCCCCAGGAAAGAAUUUUCUUGAUGUAAAAGAGACGUUGGCUUUUCCGAAACCGGACUUUUCCCUGAAGCGCAAAGACUAUGGAUCGUUUUCCAAGCCAGAAUACACAUCGACAAAAAAUUACCAGCGACUCGAAGAUAACCCGAAACCAAUAAAAGCGAAUCAGGAUAUUGCCUACAAACGAUCGUUGCUGCCGAGCUCCCGCAAAUACUCGACAGGCACAGGAAACACCGGAAAAAAUUCAAGAGAUUCGCUAAAUUCGAGCGAGUCAAAUAAUUCGACCAAUUCGAAUCCCCGUUCGAGUCCGGUGCACAUUAAAAGCGAUUCAAGUACAUCGAACAACACAUACCAUUCACGCACACCGCCCAAGUAUGUGCCUUCAAUCAGUCCACAGGAGAAAUCUUUUUUAGCCGCCCGACAACAGAACAAUCAACAACAACGGCAACAAAUUAAAGCUGCGUCUAUGAUGCCCACAUGUACCGGUAACAGCAGUUCAUUGCCACCGAAACCUAAUGACACCAAGAGUGGAAAGCGUGGAAGUAGUUUGACCAGAGGUGAAAAUCGUUACCGAAUUCAAUUUUAAAAUUUUUGGUUUACUGUUUAUGUGCAUGCUCAUACAUGUGAAUAAAGUGAAUCUUUUACAGAAAAUC
Molecule: messenger RNA, 3721 nt
Organism: Bradysia coprophila
Lineage: Eukaryota; Metazoa; Arthropoda; Insecta; Diptera; Sciaridae
Biological process (GO): actin cytoskeleton organization; regulation of cell migration
Cellular component (GO): plasma membrane; cytoplasmic vesicle; bicellular tight junction
Source: RefSeq, a predicted model, not a curated record